AUGGCGAUUAUUGUACGAGGAGGUCGGGUGUUUAUUGGAUUUCUUCGAAUAAUUGACCAGUUUGGCAAUGUCGUCCUUCAUAAUGCUGUGGAACGUAUUCAUGUUGAGAAAAAAUUCUGUGACGUUCCCCAGGGGAUACUUUUGAUCAGAGGUGAAAAUAUUACAGUCAUUGGAGAACUGAAUCUGGAAAUAAACAUCGACGAGAAGCUAGAAAGAGUUUCAGAAGAAGAGAUUUAUAAGCUCCAGCAAGAACAGACAGCCUCGCGCAAAGAACUAGCCAAGAAGCGAGCUGAACUAUUCGCGAUACGUGGAUUAGGUUUCCCUGACUUAGAUAUAAUGUUUGAUGACACAUAG
Messenger RNA from Schistosoma rodhaini, 354 nucleotides. The record is from the annotation of a GenBank genome assembly. NCBI's taxonomy places the organism in Eukaryota, Metazoa, Platyhelminthes, Trematoda, Strigeidida, Schistosomatidae.